Sturnus vulgaris (Common starling) is the source of this 1294-nucleotide messenger RNA. Lineage: Eukaryota; Metazoa; Chordata; Aves; Passeriformes; Sturnidae. The record is from RefSeq and is a predicted model, not a curated record.
AUGCGCUGCCGUGAGGGGAGCGCUGGGCAGCGCCAUAUCCUGGGCCCCCCCCACCUCACCACCCCGGCCCCGCGCGCAUGCGCGCUGAGCUGCUGCGGGCACCUGCGCAAUAGUGAUCCCCGGGUCGCGCUCGGCGGAGACCGGCCCGGGAGGACAUGCUGCCAAAUAGUGAUCCCUGGUUGCUGGUGGUCUCCUGAGGGGGCUGCGGGGUCCGGGGGCCGUCCCCACACACCGCACCUGCCCGGGCAGCGCUCCCCGCCUCCCUCCGGCCUCCCAGCAGCGCCGCACCGCCGGCGGGGCCGCUCCUCGGGCCGCGAGGUGCAGCUGACCCCAUUCCUGCCUCCCGUGCCCCUCCCCACUCCCAAGCUGGCGAUGUCCCGGCAGUUCCUCAGCUGCCAUUGUCUCCCCCAGAUCAAGGUGGUGAAGUUCUCCUACAUGUGGACCAUCAACAACUUCAGCUUCUGCCGGGAGGAGAUGGGGGAGGUGAUCAAGAGCUCGACCUUCUCCUCUGGAGCCAACGACAAACUCAAGUGGUGUUUACGUGUGAACCCCAAGGGCCUGGACGAGGAGAGCAAGGAUUACCUGUCCCUGUACCUGCUGCUCGUGAGCUGCCCCAAGAGCGAGGUCAGGGCCAAGUUCAAAUUCUCCAUCCUCAAUGCCAAGGGGGAGGAGACCAAGGCCAUGGAGAGCCAGCGCGCCUAUCGCUUCGUGCAAGGCAAGGACUGGGGAUUCAAGAAGUUCAUCAGGAGAGAUUUCCUGCUGGACGAGGCCAACGGGCUCCUGCCAGAUGAUAAACUGACCCUGUUCUGUGAGGUGAGCGUGGUGCAGGACUCAGUGAACAUCUCGGGCCAGAACACCAUGAACAUGGUGAAGGUGCCCGAGUGCCGCCUGGCCGACGAGCUGGGCGGGCUCUGGGAGAACUCGCGCUUCACCGACUGCUGCCUCUGCGUGGCCGGCCAGGAGUUCAAGGGCCACAAAGCCAUCCUGGCAGCACGAUCCCCCGUGUUCAGCGCCAUGUUCGAGCACGAGAUGGAGGAGAGCAAAAAGAGGAUGCCCUGGGCAGUACCCAGGGAUAAUUCCAGGGGUAAUUCCAUGGUUUUGUCCCAGUAUGCCCUGGAGAGGCUGAAGGUGAUGUGUGAGGAUGCUCUCUGCAGUAACCUGUCCGUGGAGAAUGCAGCUGAGAUCCUGAUCCUGGCUGACCUGCACAGCGCAGACCAGCUCAAAACCCAGGCUGUGGACUUCAUUAAUUAGUGAGUAAUUACUCCAGGAUGGACAAACCUUUCUCUUUUCCCUU